AAGAAUGGCGACUGCUAUGGAGCAUGACACCCUAGAAAGCAGUGUGCAAAAUAUCCUUGAACAGAAAACGCUGAGAUGGAUAUUUGUCGGAGGAAAAGGUGGCGUGGGAAAGACAACAUGCAGCUGUAGCCUUGCAGUACAGUUGUCCAAAAUCAGAGAGAGUGUUCUAGUCAUAUCCACAGAUCCAGCUCACAACAUAUCAGAUGCUUUUGACCAGAAAUUCUCUAAGGUGCCAACAAAAGUUAAAGGAUUCACUAACCUGUUUGCUAUGGAAAUUGACCCAAAUGUUGGUAUGGCAGAUUUACCAGAUGACUACUUUGAAGGACAACAAGCUUCACUCAGUGAGAGGAGUUUAAUUUCAGAUGUGUUGGCAGUUGGCAAAGGUGUCAUUCAGGAGCUGUUAGGUGCUUUUCCUGGUAUAGAUGAAGCCAUGAGCUAUGCUGAAGUUAUGAGGUUGGUUCAAAGUAUGAAUUUUUCUGUGGUGAUAUUUGAUACGGCUCCUACAGGACACACACUGCGUCUGUUAUCCUUUCCCUCUAUGGUGGAGAAGGGGCUGGGAAAACUUCUUAAGAUAAAAAGCCAGUUUGCACCCUUUAUCUCACAGAUGGCAGGUGUGAUGGGCAUGCAGGAUAUGAAUGCAGAACAGAUGACCACAAGACUAGAAGAGACACUACCCAUCAUAAAACAAGUUAAUGAACAGUUUAGGAAUCCAGACCAAACUACAUUUGUGUGUGUGUGUAUAGCUGAAUUCCUAUCACUGUAUGAAACAGAGAGGCUAGUUCAAGAACUUACUAAAAUGAACAUUGACACUCAUAACAUAGUUGUCAACCAGCUAAUGUUCCUCCCCAAAAAUGAAAAACCCUGCAAAAUGUGUGCUGCCAGACAUCGGAUACAAUCCAAGUAUCUGGAUCAGAUUGAAGACUUGUAUGAGGACUUUAAUGUUACCAAACUUCCAUUACUGGAACAUGAAGUGAGGGGUGCUGAUGAUAUUCGCCAGUUUUCUGAACAUCUAGUGAAACCAUACAGUGUAUGAUAAGUGUGGAGUUAAAUUGUGGUAAACCUCAACUACUAGUCAUGGAAGUUGCAACUUGCAAUCUUAGCUGUGCUUUGGACAAGCAUGAUUAUUACAAAAGAUAAUUAUUUAAAAUGGAGAAAAUAAAACCAUCUCGGUGACACGCCAUCAUAACAUGCACAAAAGAGAGCCAUAAAGUGAAAAGGGAGAAAUACAAACCAACUUCUGGUGAUGAUUUUGAUGAAAAUCAGUCAACUUGUGGCAAUUCUGUAUUAAGUGAGGUAAUUUUAACUGAUUUAACAAUCGAUGCCAUAGCAAUGCCUUAGGGAUAUUCAGGUUGGUGCACUAUUUUCAUGGUACACCCUGUAACAUGAAAAUCUGACUCCCAUGAAAAUCUGACUCCCCCAGUCAAAAUGUCAUAAUGCCCCUGCCACACUCGAAUGUUUUUGUCAUGUCAAAAACUUUCGAAGUGCAUUCCAAGAGGAAAUUUAUCGCAAUAUCCCUACAGUAUUCCAACUACAUUCAAGCUGCAUUUGAGAGGUAAUAUACCUGGAAUGUGCAAGAAUCAUUCCAGGCGGGUUCAAUGUGCAUUCUUAGUAUUCCAGAGGCAUUCUUACAAAGCAGUAAUAUUUUAUGAUAAUUUGAAAUUCCCUCCCGAAUAUGGAACGAAUUUUUUAAUUUAGUAAUUGCGGCUUGAUUCCUACUGAUUUAGAAUAAGUUUGACGGGGGCCUUAAGUCACUUGUCAGUUCGAAUAUUCCUCUAAUGUGAUCAGAAUGUUGCGAAUGCUGUCAGAAUGCCGUGAGAAUAUUUGGAAUGCAGUCAUAGUGCAGUAAGA
Molecule: messenger RNA, 1848 nt
Organism: Lingula anatina
Lineage: Eukaryota; Metazoa; Brachiopoda; Lingulata; Lingulida; Lingulidae
Product: ATPase ASNA1 homolog
Biological process (GO): tail-anchored membrane protein insertion into ER membrane
Cellular component (GO): GET complex
Molecular function (GO): ATP hydrolysis activity; ATP binding
Source: RefSeq, a predicted model, not a curated record